Cicer arietinum (chickpea) is the source of this 1704-nucleotide messenger RNA. RefSeq names its product transcription factor bHLH130-like. Gene Ontology annotation, cellular component: nucleus. Gene Ontology annotation, molecular function: RNA polymerase II cis-regulatory region sequence-specific DNA binding; protein dimerization activity; DNA-binding transcription factor activity, RNA polymerase II-specific. Gene Ontology annotation, biological process: regulation of transcription by RNA polymerase II. NCBI's taxonomy places the organism in Eukaryota, Viridiplantae, Streptophyta, Magnoliopsida, Fabales, Fabaceae. The record is from RefSeq and is a predicted model, not a curated record.
AAACUAAACUUUCUUCCCCACAAUUGUUUUCUUCCUCUUAUUUCUGUCUCAAGAUUUUGAGCUCUGAAUCAAGAUCUUGUUGGAGCUGAAGAACCUUAACUUCUUCAACUUGAAUUUUCAAAGCUUUGAGUUGUUUAUAAGAUGAGUGUUGUGUAUACACAUGCUCUCAACAACUAUGAAGAUGUAGCAAGGAAGAAUACAGAAAUGGAAUCAAAAAUUGGUAAUUCACAACAACAUUGUCACCCAAACAAUCCCGGCUUAUCGCGGUACAGUUCGGCUCCUAGCUCAUUGCUUACAAGCCUAGUAGACACAAGAAUUGGCUUCCUCAAUGAAGAAACUUUCAGAAAUUAUAAUCAUAAUCAGCAUUAUGCUCCAACCACAAGUUCAGAAAUGGAAACCAUGAUGACAAAUUCUGAACCUUUGUAUGAGCUUGAAGAGAAACAAGUGAAGCAUGAAGAAAAAGACCCUUUUUCGCAGAGAUUACAAUACAAUGGUUACUCUUAUGAAUCUUCAAAUCAGAUAAUUUAUCAACCUCAGAUGAGUCAAGGAUUGCAAAAUGGUUCUUUGGCUUUAGAGAAUUAUGCACAAACUAAAGUUGGUUUUUCUAACAAUUGCUCCAAUCUCAUUAGGCAGAAGAGUUCCCCUGCUGAAUUUUUCUCCAAUUAUUCAGUUGAUAAUGGUUUUGCAUCACUGGGAGAGGUAGGAAGUGUUAGAGGCUGUGAUGUCUCAAAUGGACAAUCUAUUACAUCAACUAGUGGAUUGAAUGGUGCUUUGAAUUUCUCAUCUAGACCAAUCUCUUGCUCUAUCAUGAUGCCACAAAUUGUUGAAAAUGAACAUGAAUCUCUUCAAGCAAAUUGUAUCAAAAGUAGAAACAUUGGAAAUGAUAAUGGUAACACUAAAUGUAACAUGCCUAGCUUCACCAAUGACUAUUGGGAUAAUUCAACAUUCAAUGCCCAAAAAUCAGCCACUAAUAGUGGUGAAAUCAUUUUUUCAUCUUCAAAUGCUUUGGAAACUCAGGAUGUAGACUUUGGAUACCAAAAACUUGGUUUGACUCAUCAUUUGAGUCUACCUAGCUCUUCUACUAAGAUGACUACUAUGGAGAAGUUUUUUCACACUCAAGGAUCUGUUCCAUGUAAAAUUCGUGCCAAAAGAGGUUUUGCUACUCACCCUAGAAGCAUUGCUGAGAGGGAAAGAAGAAUAAGAAUUAGUGCCAGAAUAAAAAAAUUACAUGACCUUUUCCCAAUUUCAGAUAAGCAAACUAGCACAGCUGAUAUGUUGGAUUUAGCAGUUGAGUACAUUAAAGACCUAAGGAAACAGCUUGAGUUACUAACAGACACUAAGGCAAAGUGCACUUGUAGCAGUAAUUAGAAGCAAUAUGCUCAUACCUUGUGUCUGAUUUUUAAUCCUUGUAGAUUACAAAAGUAAGGAGGGAUUUGUUUUAAAUUAAUCUUUAGUUUGCCAAAUAAUGGCCAGUGUGAUUAUUUAGAAUAGUGUUAUUAUUUGCCUAGUUUUUAUGCAUUUAGGUCCAGGUAAAUAUCUUUUAAGUUUUCUUUUUUAUUUUUUCUCUGUUUGUUUUUACUUUCUUUUCUUGUACUCAUUUAAGGGUAAAAAAAUAUAUUGUACUGCCAAGUUUAGCAAAAUCAUUUGUAACUAUUCAUUAUACUCAUGAGAUUUUAUGGCACUGCAAGAUUAAUUAAUCUCGAA